This is a messenger RNA of Pocillopora meandrina, 18498 nucleotides long. Lineage: Eukaryota; Metazoa; Cnidaria; Anthozoa; Scleractinia; Pocilloporidae. The record is from the annotation of a GenBank genome assembly.
AUGAGUCGGAGGUCGAGUGUGAGCAGUAGUGUCAGCACCAGUGCUAGAUCUGGCGUUGAAGAUGAUCCUUUGAUGCGAGAUUGCUAUGAUUUGAGACGAAGAUUGCUCCAGACCGAACAGUCACUGCAAAGUUUGAAUCCACCACAUGCGACAAACGGGUAAGAAUUUUCAUUUAUUUACUUCGCACUCACCCCUAUAAGGAAUAGAUAAAAUGAAGUUACAGUAGCAGCUCAGUAAGCUCCUUUUGUUCAUCCAUACGAUCAUUUCCAAACAGUUAAUUCUCAUUUUGCGAUUGGACGUCCUGCAGUGAAUCACAAUCGUGAGUUUAUCACUUAUGGGCCUUCGUUCGCGAUCAUUAGGAGUCAUUUGUACUAGAAUUUGAUGGAAGGGAAAUUUUUGAGUCUUACUGUGUCUCUAUGUAGCUCUUUUAAAAGGAAAUAACAUUCGAUGCCAUUCCUAAUUGUUGAUUCGUGCGAGAGUGGUAGUCGCUUAUUUACAAGAGCUUUAGAAGUUUCUACUCCUAAUCAAUGCCGUGUAAACAAUCACGUUACACACGUUUUGAUUUUAUUUUGAUCAAGGUUCUUGGAUUCUGACUAAAUUAAAGUAAUGGCGGUAUUUUAUAUUAGUUGCUGUGUUUGACAGACAAAACAAAAAGAGGACUGAAAAGAAAAUUCGUGUCUUAGUGAAAUACUAACACGAGACAAUGCACAUGUUGUCCGCGUUCCGAAGUUGGUGUGUCGUAACCAAGGGUACGAAGAAUUGACAAAGCUCGAAAGUGUACUAUGUUUUCCUUUGAUUACUUAGAAUUUGAUUUUUUCGACAAGGUGUUGCAAUUUUCCAAUCUUACGGAGGAAAUUUCCGUAGAUUUAUCGUAAAGACUUCGGAUUACCUCCGAAGAUAAGCUGUGCAAAACAGUCAGGGUGAUAAUUGUUUAAUCAACAAAUUUUGAUGUUCGCUGUUAUCAUAGUAAAGUAUUUGCCUUCUUCACGAAGUCAUCGCUGAUCACACAGACAUGAACGUUUCAUGGUCCUUCAAAAGGAUCAAUGCAUUUUACAGCUCUGACUAAUGUUUUGAAUAUGUCCGCUUUUGAAAUAUUUCUCCAGAGGUUAAAUGGUCUUGUUAAGGUGCACCCAAACAUGUAAUUGUUAUUUAAUUUAGACACGUCUGCCUUGAUCAAAAUCGUAUAAUUUUUUUUUUGAAAGAUUAGGCUAAAGGGUUAAUUUUUGUGAUCCACUGCACUCUUUCAAAGCGAAAAACAUACUAACAGGGAAUUUUAUGUUGUCAAGAGCAGCACUGGAUCUUGUUGACAACUGAAUUUUGAAGGCUAAUUUUUACUGUCUUAUCUAAAUAAAUGGAAGUGUUUGUCAAGAAGUGACAUUGAUUUCUUUAUGAUAAUAGCUCAGGAAUCUAUUUACUAUCAGUGAGUAUUUUCUGCCCAGGUUAGAUUAUGAUGUGAGUUUAUUCAUGUUUGAGCUCAUUUCUAGGUAAGAGAAAGACAUGAAUUUGGAAUAUACCACAAGUAGAUUUCAGUAUGUGUACCAUUCAAAGGAGAAGUUUGUCAGUUUUGAAUACAGCUAUUGUAGUUAUAAGGCCCAGUUGUGACACUGCAAUUUGCAUACUAAACCCUAUUUCUUAAGUGAGGUAUAUUUAAUAUAAAUUUGCCAUGAUCUAAACCUUGGUUGGUAUCUCACAUGAUUUACUCUGUUUAACAACUGCAUCGCUUUAAGUGAAGGUUGGGUGCCUAAUACAUCCAGGAGCUUCCACUAUUGGCAGCCAACUCCUAGAUAGAGAUUUCUCCCAUGGCUGGCAGAUUCUGGCAACCCAACCACGAGCCCCCAUACAGGAAAGGGAAACAGGCACCCAUCACACUAAGUAAACAGUGGAAAGAGGGAGGGAAGGGGUGGGGAAAACUGCCUGGACAAUGAGCUGCCACAAUGCUGCAAGUUCACACUCAAAGCACAGGCAAGAACACUUCAAAGAAAGUACACAUAGAAUUCCAACACAUACAUGUGCAUGUGCAAAAAAAACCACUGACUCAUAGAGAAUGUAGAUGCUCUUUAUUGUCAACUCUGUUAAAUUGCAUUCAACUGCAUUAAAAUGUUAGCUAGUGUCUUUCUUAUAAUAAGUUGAAUGAUACUGACAUCAUGAUUGGUUUUAACUUGUGAUCUAGUGGAGGAAAGAUAUACAGAGGACGUCACCAUUUGCUUCCUUGUUACAUAAAACACAAAUAGAUUCCAUGUCACAGUGUACAUGUAUCUGUUGAGUAACAAAUCGCAGAUGAUGUCAAAAUGUGGUAAGAUUACCAGUGACAUGCUGGUAGACAUAGAGCAACAUGGUAUCUAUUUAUGUCUAACUAUUCUCCAUUAUAACAAGAACAAGGUCAACUUCAGCCCAACUCCCUAUAAAAGGCCUGGCAACUUAGCACUCAACUGUAUGAGGGGGUUUUUUAUGGAAAAACUGCUUAGUCAAUCAAUUUUUUUGCCUUUUGCAGCAAAUCACGACAACCUCCUCAGAAGCAAAUUUCUUAUGAAACAAGAGCUGAAACAAAAGAUCGAAACUUUCGUGCCAAUGCUGAAGAGCUUGGGUAAGUGGCCUCGUUAGCCUUUUAACUUCUAAGAGUGACUGCUAUCUAAUUUCUCCUACAAUAUCACUCCUGUAUACACAUUAAGGUCAUGAGACUAAAAGAUAACUAACUGGAGAAGCUCUUGAUUGUUAAUCAAAUCCUUACUGUCAGCACCUUCAUUAGGAAAUAUAUAGAGAAAAGUACAGAGAAUGUGCUUACAGAUGUUAAACUGUAGAGGGUUUAAAGGCAGUUAAUAAGCAUUUAGGAAUCAAACUGUUGCACAACUCUGGAAAAUCUACUAGUAUGUUGAUGAAUAAAUUUCUUGUCUAGUAAGGCGGUUAGAUUAUGAAGGACCAAUGAUGUUCUAAUAUUUAAUACACAUAUAUCACAGAACCUAUGUCAAAAGUAGUUACAGUGAUUGCUAGGAUUAAGAAUUACCUUUGAAUAUAACAAAACCUUGACAUAACAAUUUACAAGGAUGGACAAUCACCCAUUUGGUAAAGAAUAAAUGUAAAGAUAAAAGAGUGCUAUAAUGAUGAUGAAGAUUAAAACAGAAAGCUAUAUGUGAGCUUAAAAAUUUUCUGAAGACUAAAUUCUUUAAGUUGAAAUUGCCUAUUGCAUAGAAAGCAACCAAAAGUAUAACAUAGACAGAUUAUUUGUAACUGCAAAUCUUGGCUCUUGUGUAAAGAAAGUGUCCAUUUUUUUCAGUCUAAAUGGCCAGAGAAGAAGCUUUUCAUCCUCACCAGAGAGUGCUGUGGGUCAAGUGUUGACCUUAGCUGACCUUACCCCAGCUGGCUCUGAGCCAAAUCUUUUGUCCAAGGGCCGCAGAGGGACUCCAUUGAUAACUAACUCCCAGCCCUUGAGGUCAUCAUACACAGACCUCAGAAAUGUAUCAACUCACUUGUCACCAAGAGACCAAGAGGUAUACCAAGUGUAUUAUUCAGUUAAAUUUUUACAAAAUGUUGUUGGUUUUUUUUAACACUUUCGCUCAAAGAAGAGACUUUUAUGGAACAUUUCUGCAAUAUCAAUACAUUUUCAACUAGAAAGGUGAUUAGGAUGAAGGAAACAUAAAGUGGGGGAUAUUGUUUCUGUCAACAUUGAGUUUGGAAAGACUUUAUGAUAUAUGAUGUGAAGAACUGAUGUUGACCAGAUGUUUAGGGUGAAAAGAUUAACUUUGUUACUUGAGAGCAGUUUCCUCAUUAGACAAUUUACUGUGGACAAGCACAGACACAGCUCUCAGUGCCCAAGUGCACAGCCUAAAGUGAAGAUAACAGAAAGUUUACUAUUCCAGUUUGAGGUCACUGUAAUCACUUCACAAUAAUAUGAGCUGUAGCUUCAUCAUCAACAGAAAUUUUUGCUCUAAGGGAUGCAUUAUCCUCAAAGAAUCAAUGAUGAGCAGUUAAUUUUAUUUUACUCUUUUUUUUAUCUUAUUUAUUUACAAAUAUCUUAAAAUCUUGUUUCAGCUUGAUAGCCGGUCAUUUGGUAGUGCAAGUGACUAUGACCAUGAUACCAUGAUUAAAAAACUUUCUAAACAGCGCGAGGAAAACUCCCAACUUGUCAACCAGAACCACAAGAUUAUGACAGAACUUGAAAAUCUCAGCUAUGACCUACAUCAGGCAAGAAACAAGGUAAGUUAGCGCGUGAUAAAAUGAUGGCAGCAUUGCUCAAUGUUUAAGAGCCCAGGACUAGUAAUCUUGUGGUCCUCCUGUCUUAGAGUUUUCCAUCCUACAACCCACUGGAUUUGUUCUCAGUUGCAUUGAACUCAACUCAGUAGCUGCAAUCUGUAAAUGGCCAACUGGUCAAACUCCUGCAAAUAAAGAUUUUUCACCAUUUUGCUUCUUUUACAGUCCUUCUGAAGUUAUAGAAACACAUGUGUGUGGAAACUUGAUUUUUUGUUGUUGUUGUUGUUUUUCAGGUAAAGAUUCUUAGCCAAGAGUUAGAUGUUGAAAGGAAAAGAUUCCCUCCUAUGGAAGACAGGAUUGUGAGUUUAGAGUCGGACCUGGCUUCACAGGAGGAUGCUGUGAGGUAAAGCACUGUCUUUUUGAGCACAUUGGUUAUGAUAUUAUCGGUCAACUUUAACAUCCCAAACCCUGAUUUACAGGGAGUCUUAAGGGAAUGUUAGGUUAAGCCAAAAGGAAACUGGUAGUAAGGGAAACAACAUCUACAAAGCUACUUGAUUGUAGGGGAGGUUACCUCAAGUGCAGCUAAGUAAAUAACUAGCCACUACUAUGUAUCAAUCAGUUUGAAGCUUCACUUUUACCUGGGCAAUGUUUUCCACAACCAUCAAUUUUCCCCUUUCCCCUCUUCAAGCACAGGAAAACAGAGUAAGAGACAUUCUGAAAACAAUUGUUUUUUAAUUACAUUUUUUUUUUUAAACUCUUUGGACUGCUAAAGUACAUUUCACCUCUGAACAAAAAUUUUAAUUGUGGCUGUCUUUCAAUGGGUACUUUCUUGUAUUCUACAGAUUUGCAGAACAAACCAUGCAAGAAUGCAGGGAAGAGCUUCAGUCAAAGACAGAAGAACUUAGAAGUGUUCUUGAAUCAGCAACUGCAGCUGAAAAUGAACUGAGAGAAGAAGCAAAAUUAAGGAAGAGGUAAGCAAGAAUCAAAGCAAAUUUUGUCUGUUACUUUUUUUUUUCCAAAGAGUUUUUAACCCCCCAGGCUUUCCAUUGUCCUCUUUUCUCCUGUACAGAAUGUUUCAGUCCAUGUUCUUGCAAGGUCAUUGAAACAAUCAUAGCACCAAAUAGUGGUACUGCCUGAUCAUGGUCUAAGUAGUUAAGCUGUUGUUCAGUUUCUUCUCCACACCUGCAGAUGGUGAUAUCACCAAAUAAUGUAAAAAAAAAUAGUGACAAAAUAAAAUAAACAAUACGUACACAAUGCCUCAACUUGCUAUUAAUAAAUGGGUUCUGUGUACCUGAGAACUACCAAGUUCUUUGCUGACACAGUUUCUUAGACAAACUGUGAUCUUCCUUUCUCAGAUUCUCAGUUAACCCUUAGACUCCCAUUGCAUUGUAAGUGACUAGGAUCUAAUUUUUCCUUACAAUAUCACUCUUGAAUCAAACAUGUAAGUUAUGAUAAUAAAGGAAAUGAUCAUGAACUUAGAGAGCUCCUGAUUAUUAAACAGAUUCUCCUUGUCAGCACCCUAGAAAAUGUGGAGAGAGACGUAAGGAGAAUAUGCAUACUGAUGUUAGGGCAUAAGUUUUCUGUCAUUUGGUGCACGCCUGAUAAUUUUGUGUAAACAAAGAAGUAAAUUCUGUAAUCAUGUGUCAAUAGAUUGGAGGAUCAGCUUGAAGAAGCUCUAAGAAAUGUUGAAGAGCUUUCAGACAAACUCACAGAACAGGAUACCACAAUAAAAUCAUUAAGAAAACAGGUAACCCGCAUGGAGUUAACUUAUUCAACAUUGCUUGAUUUAAAUCAUUUUCAGGACUGGUAGUCACCUUGUGAAACUAGAGCACUUUUUGAUUGGCUGUUGUAAGGCCAGGCUUCAAAGUAGUCACAGCGUCCAAUUAGAGCAAAUGAUAUCUAACAAGGGACCAAUGGGAACUUUAAGUAAAAGCGAGUUAACUCCCGAAAGAGCGGGAAAACGCGAGUGACCAAGUCGUAACUGGUUCAGUUUUGCACUUGAUUGGUUGAGAGGGUGGUGCAAGUUUACUAACCAACCACACAGUGUCCUUAGCAAAAUGUUAUGGGCACUGAAAUUCUGUGGACAGCAGCACCCUCUCCACCUGGAGGCAGUAGCAUGCACGAGUCAGUCUCGUCUGCACACCUCAUCUUCCCUCUAUUUGAAAACAAAUCAGACUUGAAACUAUUUUAAAAUUUCUUAAUACAUAUUAUUCAUUUUUUUUUUUUUCAAUCAUCUUUUCAGCGUUGAGCUGGAUUAUUUGUGGUAUAACUAAAUUUCGAAAGCAUUCUAUUUGUUGUUUCUUAAUUUAUUUCUUCGAUGUGUCAGUUACACGCACAUAAGAUGAAACAGAAAUUAUAUAUUUCAUUAAAUGGUUUGAACCAAGAAUUAACAGUUCAUUGUGUAGUGUUGUCGUCCGGGUGAGAGUAACGGACUGUUUUGGGCUCCUCUGUGACUGACAGUUAGAUAAUCAGAGAGGAUUCGUGAAAACCGUUUAGUUUCUAAUUAACUUAGUUACGUUAUUGUCUCUUUGGUUGCAGCAUUCAGACCGUGAGAGACACUGGAAAGACGUUAGUUCCCAAUCCCAGCGAGAAAGAGAUGAUCUGCUGGAUAGAGAAGCCACUUUACAGGCGCAAAUAACAGACCUACAGGAAGAAAUAAGGUAAGAUGCGUCAAAAUCAAUAAUUAAAUGCAGUUCGUUUGUCUUUAAUUACAUUCUAAUGGCAGUACGCACAUGUAUAUGUGAAUGAGUUUAGAAAGUAGAAAAGGAGGUGCAAACAUAGUUAUCAGUCCCUUGUAAGACACAGUAAAUGUACAACCUUAAGGUUUUUAAAGUGGAAUUUACAACCCCAAAACUACUUCCAAUUUUCAUGUUGAAUCGUCAACAGGGGCACGGAUCUGUCAUUUUUAUUGUCAAGGGCGUCCGAUUUUUCAAGACUAAAAGAAAUAAAUUUUUUCGAAUCUUUUGUAACAAAAUUUAUUGUUUAUUGUUUUUCUUUUCCAUGAAAUCCUUUUUUUUGACCACAUUGUUUGAAUUGUUGCAUUAAUUGGUUUUUCAUCUUAACGUUGGGUCAUUGUCUUGAAAUCGAACCAAGCAAGUGAAAAGCAAACAGCAAUCGUGACUAUUUCAUGCACGUUUACUCGAGCAUGAAGCCAGAAUUAAAUUGUUAUUCCUGAGUUUUCAUUGCCCUCCUCCUUCUGUGAUUCCUUGCGCCUUGAUUGGCCACUGCGAGUGUAAUUUCACUACACCCAUUUAAAAACUGCCCGGCGCUCCCUUGUUCUCAUCAUCUCGGUCGCAAGUUGGGCUGGAAACGAAGAGAAAAAGCUCAUUUCAAAAGGUAGAAACUACAUAAAACUUGUUGGUGUGGGUAUCGAACUCGCAUGGCAUUGAGCACCGAAACUGAUGUAUGAAAUACAGUUUACAUCACGUCGCUUAUAUACGUAAGAUCCGCAAGGAGGUAGCUUUCUAUGGUGUACUGUAAUCUUUUUUGACGUAGACUUCUCCAAGCCGUAGGGACAGCUAAGGAAGACAGUCAGACGUCUAUGCUUCACGAGAAUACCAGUUUGCGAGCCACUAUCUCGCGUCAGAGCCAAAAAAUUGGUAGAAUUGAAAACGAACUAAGAAAAAACGAGCUUUUGUUGAAAGACCAAGGAGAACUACACAACACAGUGGAGAAACAAAAGGAGAAAAUCAUCCAGUACCAGCGAGAGAUCGAAGAAACAAAACUUCACAUGGCCCGAUUAGAAGGAUUAGUUCAUCAGGUUCAGGAACAGAGCAUGAAAGAGCAUGUGACUGCUACGCCCUCUGUGAGUAUUUCUGAGAGGUUUAUUGUAAACUUGUACCGUAACAACGCCAGCAUUGCGUGAACGAGGCAAGUUUUUGCUCGCUCUGAUAAUUGAACGAAAGAUUCAAUACUUCUAUUCAUUAUUUUGGUUGAAGUAGAAUCAUUCCAAAUUUACCAAACUUGUAGCAAGAGACCAGCCUUUUUUCCCGUAAGCCAUUUCGUUUGCUCAAGCUGCUCUUUUAUUUGACAUGGCCGAUACUUUUGCAAUCCAUUUCCGUUGAGACGUGCCUGCCUAGUCUCUAUCAAAAUACACAAAGCAGAUCGCUGUUUGUCGUAAUGUUUGCUUACUCUUCUGUUCUCAGACCAGUGACAGUGGCAUUUGUAGCAGUACCCAGACAAUGAACGGUUACCAUAGCAUUAGUCCUCGCAACAUGGGUAGUUACAUACAAGAUGACGUAGACAACGAACGCGAUCACGUGACGGGCAGCGGGGGAACAGCGAGAGCGGUGAUAGCCGAUCUGAAACUGAAACUGGCAAUGAAAGAAGCUGAGAUACAAAAACUACAGGCUACUGCUGUAGCACGGGCAGCCGCUCAGCAGAAGCACAUAGCGGGUGAGGAAGAUCUGACUAUUAAUUCUCCCCUCUAGCUACUACACAAUUCCUUGUAAGUUAGUUACGAGAAUUUGGUGUUAGAGUAAGAAAACAACUUCUGCCUGGUAAGUUUGAGUAUUCUCAUGACCUGUUUGCUGGAUAAUGUAUGGAUAUUUUAGGGAGAAGUUACCUGUUAAUCAUUUGUGGGAAUUACAGGGUCAAAACUGUUUGGAGGUGGGAUGAGGAUCAUGCAGUAGUCAUAUCAUUUUGAGCAGACACGACGUGAAAUAAGAACGCGACAACUUGCAGAAUCUCUUGGCCUCAAGCACUCCUACCUAUCGAUAUUAACUAUCGAUAUUUGAAGUGGAGUUCAAAUUGAGCAGACAAGACGGACUUUUCAGAGAGGAAGUACCUACCUUUUUUUUGAAGCCUUCCUCCUUUUGUGCGCAAGUUAGGAGCUUCUUGGCCAAAUGCGCAUUGUCCGAACAAACUCCCCAGCCUGGAAGCGCAGAGUGAAAUCAUGAUUGAAGGCUUUUAUAAUUUAAUUCUGAGAACUAUGCUAGGAAGUUUCAUGGCAAUCGGGAACGUUUGUCCUCGUGUUCAUGGUGCAUUUUCGUCUGUUUCAUUGUCAGGUUUAGCUGGUGAUGGUGGUGUUAUGGAUGGUUUGAGAACCGAGUUGUCGGCCAUUGUGGAACGGAGUCGUAUUGGUGAUCGUAAGCAACAGGAACUUGAACAGAUCAUCUCGCGCUUAGAGGAUGAAGUGGCGCGGUACUCGGCUCAAGCCAUUCAACUGGAAGAGCGACUGGCGGACAAAAUGGCGCAGAUUGCGUCUCUGGAGAGCAAGCUCGGUCAGAGAAAUCUUAAAGUGGUUGAUUUACAAAACGAACUGGAAGCAAAGAUUUCAGAGAAUGGAAUUCUACAGCGAGAGGUAGUAGAGUGACUCUGUUGUCAUUGCCUUCUUAUUAAAUGCACAGAAUACCCAUUAAGGCUUUCUAUGAGAGAACCUAAGGCCAUCAGGUUAGCUUUUCCCUUCUGAUGAGGCCUCAUAACGCUGGAAAAGUUGUUUAUGUCUUUCAAAAUAAUAGCUUACUUUUGUUUCUUUUAUUUCUUUGCUUUUUUGCUUUUCCUUCUGGAUGAGAUUCUAGCCUCCAGUCCCCCUGCAUAAGACAAGAUAGCACUUAUGAUCUUGAGUCUCGCUCCCUAACUGUCUCUUUUAUAUCUUUAAUCUUAACAAGGUUCGACAAGCUACGUCACGCUUUAGCACCGUUGAGAGACAGCUAACUGACAGGACAUCAGAAUCGAGCUUACAUGAAACUAAAUUAAAGGAGAUUCAAGAGGAGCUGGAAUCUAAGACUCGGCGCAUCGGGGAACUGGAAGGAUCCCUGGAAGCAAAGGACAUCGAACUAAAGGAAUCUGCCGCACUCGUAGACAGAGUGAAAGCGUUACACGGUGAGCAGUGUCACGAACUGCAAAGGCAGAUAGAGGAGGUAAGAUGAAGAUGAGCAAUGCAUCAUAGUUGCCACGGGUCGCAAAAUAGUUUGGGGAGAAAGCUCUCGAACUUGUCCUUUUGAUGUGGCGUUAAUGUUAGUGCCUUAUUGCUAUCUAGGGGAAAAUGCGACAAUGGAUGAAAAGGAUUCCUAUUAUGAGAGGCUUAACGCUGCUACUGUGUUGUUUCUUUUUUUGUAUUUAUAUGUCCAAAGAUACUUUCUUUUGAUUGUGGAAGAGUCGCAAAAUUUUGAAAUUAUUAUGUUAGAAGCAGUCAUUUGUAAGGAAUUAAUUUGUCACGACGAAAACCCCCAGAAGCAUAGGAUUCAGUCCAGAUGGAGUGAAAGAGCCUAUAAUAUUACUGCAUUUCUUAUAACAAUGCAUAGUGCAGCUAGGCUCGGAACUACGUGGUUGUUUAAAGUAAAAUUUCGUCUUUUCGCCAGUCAUAUGUUUGAAGCUGGGAAUAAAGACUGUCUGAAAAAGACAUUUCUUUUUCAGUCGUAGAUUCAUGCUUUCUCGCUGAUAUUGCAAUAAAAUUGUUUGUAUUCAAAAGAAAAGUUUUCUUUUCUUCAGUUGCAGAGAUCAUUUGAGGAGAAAAAUGCUGUCUUAGCUCAUCUUGAGACUUCCUUGGCAGGUACGACAUCGAUGAGCGCUCGCUUCAAUUCUACUUUGAUUUCACAUUAUAUGUCGCAGAAUCUAUUAUCGGAUUUCCUUUGUAAUAAUGUGUUUUUCGUCACGUCUCUAGCCUCCCGCCAAGAACUGACUCUAAAAAAGUCACUCGGCGAUCAAAUGGAGCGAGCUCUACAGGAACAGAAGAAAGAGAUCGAAGUACGGGACACUCAGUCUGUCCAGCACAGUCAGAAACUGGAAAAACUGGAAGAACAGGCUGAUAAGGCCACACAGCAGGUCAGAAAGAUGGAAGUGUCGUUGGCAGAAUGUCACAAGGAAAUCGAGAUGUACGUGGAGCAGUUAAAAGAAGCUCGCAGUGCACAUGAACAGGAGUUGGAAGAGAAGGGACUAGAGGUGAGAUCCAAGAGGAGUACUAAUUUAACUAUUUAUGAUAGGUGUGUACUAUUCCGGAGAUUCGUAGCAAGGUUCCUAGAGAAACGCUUUCGCUAAAGCCCUGCAAAAAUCGCAUGAAAAUUUUCUUCUUUGCCUGCAGCUCCUAUGAGUCUCUUGGAAUUUAUUUAAGACAGAGGUAAUUGUAACAAGCUCAAUAACCGUAAUCAGUGCCAGAUCCCUUGCAGACCUCUCACCGGCUUGCUUUGACCCAGGCCUCAAGCUUUCUCGCGGACAAAGAAACGUUCUUGCCGACGGGCUAUUAAUGAGAGCCUUCCUGCAAGCUAGAACACAGUUCUCAUGAUUUGGAGAUCAGUGCGGUCAGCCCAAGAUCCCCGCACCUGAUUUUUCUUUAAUGUUGUCUGUCCUAUUUAGAUAUCCAAGCUGGAAAAAGCAUUGCAGCACACGCUGUCAGACGUCCAUCAAAAAAACGAACAGAAUGUUCAGCUAGAAAGUAUGGUUGCCGAUCAGCAAAUCGCGCUACAAAGAGAUCAAGAGAGAAUACGUGAUUUGGAGGAAUCGCGCUCUCACCUGCAACAACAAGUCGCCAUCUUAGAAGAAGAAGUUGCUCGGGAACGAAACACAUCGCAAUUGGAAUCGAGCGACUUACAUCAGAAACUCCAAGGAGCCAAAGAAGAUAUUGACGAAAGAACUCGGCAAAUUAACGAACUUAACUCGACUCUGAGAGAAGUUCAUAAAGACAUGAAACACAGCUCAGCGAGUAUUGUGGAGUUGGAGCAGCUUCUGCAACAGUCCCGAAGCCAGUGUGACAAGAAGACCGCGCAAGCACAGACGCUGGAGCAAGCUCUUAAGGAAACGCGAAAGCAACUGUCCGAGAUGACAAAGAAAAACGGGGAGUUGGAGGAGAGGUUGCGUCAGGUGGAGGGAGAAUUUUCGGAAACGACGGAACAUAAUGCGGAACUGGAUAACGAGGUAAUAUUUCGAUACAUUUGUCGUAACUUCUGUUGGAUGCUGAAGACUCUUAGAAGUGAAAAUACGUGAAGUAAACACUGAGGUUCAUUGAGAUUGUGACAUACAAUGCGGUAUCUAUAGCGCGUUGUUUAAGUUUUGUUUUACCACUCUGUGAUUAGUCGCAAAACCCGCGUCAUCCUAUAAAACAGUCAUACAGUGCGUCAAACUAAAAACAGUGGCGACUUAGUCACUCGUGUGUUUAUGUGUAUGUACACGUGGACCGUAACACGUAAUUACUUUGAGUAUCCAUAUCCACCUUGUAGUAUUUUCCAGUUUUCUGAUCGGUCAAGUGCUGGUGCUAUAAUCGUACCUAUGACGUAAGCAAGCCCAGUUAGUUCUCGGGGAGUACACUCUUAGUCAUUGCUCACGUCGUCGUGAUUAUACGUCUCCCUCGCAGACUAACAUCUUUUGCAAUUGUCAUUUAGGUGAACAAAAUUCAGACCGAAUUACAGGACACAAUAUCCCAACUGAAAUCGCUCCAAGAGGUGUUGCAGACAAGUCAAAAAGAAGUUCAAGAAAAAGAAAAGAAAGUCGAAGAACUGGACAGAAUGUUGAACGAGAGCAUGGAAGAACUACAACAGAAAGAUAAGAACUUGAAAGAGAAGGAGAAUAAAGUCGUUGAACUCGACAAAGCGCUCAAGGAGAGACAAUGGGAACUAAAGCAGAAAGCCGCUCAGGUGAGUCACUGAACGUCACAUUAACAUGAGACUCAGAGGUUCAGAGCAAGUACUGCGAGUUCUUUUCGUGCUGCCGUCAAUGAUUCUUGUGACAAUCAUUUUAAAGCAGAAAACGGAUAAAAUUUUUUUCAAGCGCAAAUGAGUUCUAUGACCUUUUUAUGUUUACAAGAUAACAAAAUUGUUUCAAAGAGGUCCGCAAAUACGUGACGGCAGGUACCUCUUUUCUCUGGCGGAUGCAACAUGAACUAUUGAUUUGACAUCGACUUCUAAUUUGAGGAUGAUUUGACAUGAACUGAAGCUCGCCUAUGUAGGGAUGAAAGCAUUCUCAUCCCUCCUCUUGUACUCUACACACAAAUUUGAUGUCAACCAUUGUACUAGCACUGUACUUCUUUCCUCUGGCAGCUGUAUAAUGAACUAUUGAUUUGACAUCGAGUUACAAUAAUGGAGAACGAUUUGACAUAAACUGAAACUCGCCUUUGUAGGGAUGAAAGCAUUCUCGUCCCUCCUCUUCUACUCUAUAUCCUGAAUUUGAUGUCAACCACUGUACCAGCAGUUUUCUUUGUUUCUAAUUAAGACAAAGCUUCACGUUUUUCACUGUACUUUCCAGGUUACCCAGCUUGAUAUGACCAUGAAGGAACACAAGAGUGAACUCCAACAGAAGGUCAUCACUUUAGAGCAUGCGUUAAACCAGGCUCGAUAUGAACUUAGCGAGAGAGCUGUUGAGGUAAUUAACCCUGAAGACAUGCGUCACUUUCUUCAACUGUGUUACCCUUAAGUUGUUAUUGCCAGUAAAUUAUUUGCUCGAAAUGAGUUUGGAAUCUUUUGGUUGCAACCAAAAAACAUUCUCAGUCAUACACAAAUACUAAUGUAUCCUACACUCUGUCUUAUGCAUAGAGAGGAAGCUUACUAGUAAACUACCUGGAAAAUUGUACGAACUCGUUAUCUGUUGUGGAAAUUUAGAAUAAGAAAAGCAAAGCCCAACCUCACAAGUCGAGCCACGACAGACAAAAAAUUUUGUUACUGUUGUUAAUGUAGUUGUGUUUUAAGCCUUUUUUCUUGGGAAGAACCCCAGCAGGCUUAUGUACUCGACCCAGUUCCCUAGCUCUCGUACAGACAUAUUGAAUGUAGUUGUUGAAAUAAGAUCAGUCAUCCCAGUGACGAGAAAAUGUUAACUUUUUAUAUAUUGUGUACUCCGUGGCGUGAUGCAUUGCUGGCGUAUUAUAAAGUAUUUUGCAGCAUUGAAGGUUUUAUUCCAAGGAAUUAAGUCACAUUGUUGUUUGUCCAGAGAUACAAUCCUAGGUAAUAAUCUACAUGAUUUACACCAAGAAAGUUACCGUUUUUUCGAUUAUAUCGUUUACUAUUGCAGAUUGCCGAGCUUAGAGCUAAACGGGAUCAAAAUCAGGAGCAAGAGAGGCAAAGGAAAACCAGAAUCGAACAUUUAGAGAAGACUGUAAAACAUCAGCAGCAAGAGUUAAAGAAACGCGCUACUCAAGUGGCUGAGUUUGAGAGAGUAAGUGCUGCAUCGUUGUUUUUUCUGUAAUUCACAUGGCAGUUCAACAAUGUUGGUAAUCAGUUAAUCAGAAUUGCAAACAGAAACUUGCCACGGAGCUAGUGGUUAGUCGCUGCAAAGAAAAAUUGUCCAAAGUCGUUUAAGGCGGGAGAAUUGACACCUAAAUAUGCAACCACUGCCAAUCGCGUCGCUAGAACGCGCGAAAGUUUGUCAAGAUUGAUUAACAGUUUGUGAUUAACAGCAAGUAGUUGAGGGAGGAACAGUUUUAUUCAUAUUGUUUGCAGUAGGUCACGCAAUUUUUCGAGCCAAUGGGAAAAUAAUGUCGACUAAGAAUCUCUGUUUCUUUUUGUCACUUAAUUGAUACAAGUGAGACCAACUUUUUGUUUUGGUUGUCAGGAACUUUCGAAGUGGAAAAAGAGACGUGAGGAUUCAGAAGAGACAAGUCAAGAAUUACGCUUGGCUCGUGAGCAGCUUCAAAACACGGUAAUUGCUAGCUGACUUUGUCGAGUCAAUUUUAGGAAGAUUUUUCAUACAUUUUGCCACAGAUCUCUUUAAACCUGGAGAAGUAGCCCUAUUAGGAGCCAUUUGUUAUUUGAAUUCCAUGUUCAAGGAGAGAAAUUUUAAAAGAUACUUUUCUAAAGAAGAAUUUAGCUUUAAUUAAAUUUUUACUUCCAUAGCACGCAGAACUGAUGGAAGCUCGCCGCGAUCUUUUGAAGUGUCAGAGGACGGAACAAGAGCUUAUUCGUGAACUUGAUGACGCGCAUGCACUCUUAAACACGAAGGAGUCGGAUUGUACAAGGCUUGCAAAGGAACUUGGAGCGGCUCAGGUGCGGGAAGCUCAGGCUGAGGCUAGGUGUGUGCAGGAAAUGAGAAAAGCGCAUCAACAGCACGAGUUAAAAGAGGCCACCCAGGAUCAAGAGGUAAAAAAAAUAUGAUAGUGCUUUGAGCCCGUUAUUUUAAAUAACGGCUUACAGUUCGUUUCUGCAAUAAGUUCUACGGGAUCAGAUUAUUUACCAUGUAAUUUUGUUUAUGUUCCUCAGUAAUGCAGAGCUCUUAAGUACCAGUUUACUUGUGGAGGUUACUUCAUUAAACGCAACGUCGUUAAUUUGUAUGAUUAUGUUCUUUUUUCUCGAUUUUCUUUGUGGAAGGUACAACGCCUUCAGGAAGACCACGCCAAAGCACUCGCACAGAAAGAUGAAAGCGACGCAGCUCACCGUAUAGAAAUUCAGAGACUUCAAGAUCAGGAAAGAAGACACGCCCAAGAUUUAGCUCGAGCACAAGAACAAAACGGAACUUUAAUAGAGGACAACAGAAGCUUGGCAUCUCAGCUUGUGUUGUACCAAGAAGAUGCGAAGGCGACGAGUGAGAUGCUUGUUAUAAAAGAUGCAGAGGUAUUUUUAAUGCUCGGUCUUUAGUUGAAAAUGUAAUUGAGUAAACGCUGUACCUGAGGUGGAGUACUCGCCGAAUAUAAACUCCAAGGGCAUAGCAAAUGUCCAUUCCACCAUUAUUUGUGAUCAAACUCCUCUUUGGGAACAAAAAACCUACUAAACUUUUCCUCGCUCCCCUUAUUUGGCUUUUUAAUCAGUUGAUAGCAGCGCCUAACCGCUGUAUGUUUUGAAGCCUCAUUGAACCCUGAAAGCCUUUUAUUACAGCUUAAUGUGAGGAUUUACUUAUCAACCACACUCUUUCCAAUUCAUCGCUAUUUCCUCAAGAUCAAAUAUUUAUUUUAUGAUUGCGGAUUUUCUGACAUCUGUCGUCUUUUCACACCACAGAUCGCUCGUCUGGAGGCCAAAGUGUCCGGCUAUGAGAGAGCUACGUUUGGUACGAAUGUUCGUCUUGACGGAACAGGCCGAAUUACUCCGAGAGGAACUAGAAACGCGUCGCACAUGCGUCAUGUAACCUCACCGAGAACUGUGUCAAAGUCUUCGGCCAGCGGUAUGAAGAAAAGUAACUCGGACCAAAACCUUAAUAACGUGUCAAGCAACAGUACACUAGUGACUUUCAGCCAUCUGGAUACUCAAGACAUGAUGGAAAACCACGCUCAUCCUCAAAUGCCAGGUAUUCUUGUGAGCCAACAUCACUCACACAGUCAGAAGCCGUACUCUUUUCCUCACGACCAGAGUAGAUCGGUACAGUCAAGCUUAGAAACUCUCGAGGGACUUCUUAAACAAGCAAACAUGGAAAUGGCUCGAGAUAGUUUACCUCUGCUUCUCAAUAACUCUACGUCACAAGCCGGUGACGUCACUCUAUCUGCCGCUGACCUUAAUACCACGCAACCGUCUCCACCUCAAAAGGAAGAGCGUGACAGAACUGCUGAGAAAGAUACUAGUGUAAUUGAUGGCGACGACGAGCAGGUCAGCGGAUUGUACGAAAAUCUUCAUGAACAAUUAGAGAAGAAGAAAGCGUCGCUGGGUAUGUCACGUGAUAGGGGAAGCGAUAGUGAUUCUCUGGACCCUGAUAAAUGGUGAGUUAUAUGUGCGACUGACAUUUCUUUUCCGAUUUCUGUCUAAUAUCAUCGCUGAUUUCUGUUUUCUUGUAGUCGCGCCAGUCUUCAACAACGCUUGGCCCUCAAUGAAGCAAGAAGAAAGAACAUAGACCAACAGCUACUGGAAAUGCAACAGAAUGUUGUUUCUUGAGAGCGCCGAUACCGUUUAACUUCUAGGAUCUGAUGGGUGUGUCUCUCCUAAUACAUUCCCAUUGCGGAAGUAGUUAUUUAAAGGAGUUAGUACAUAUCAAUUUCUUCCUGGAAUUUCUAAAAGGGUUAAAAUCGAAUUAUACGGAAAUAAGGUAUAACCUACAUAUUUUAUCAGGAUUGCCACUUUUGAUAUCAUCAUAAGCGUUGACCAACUUUCAGGGAGUUGAACGACAUUUUGCACCGAAUUGCUUCUUGAUCAACUGAAUAAGUAUGGUUAUUACUCUGACGUGUUCUUGCGGUGUAAAUAUGCCACAUCUCAUUCACCAGUCGAUCGCCGUUCAUACGUACAACAAAACUGUUUUUAAUCUUAGUUUCAAUCACAUUCACGCGAAUAGAUAUUUUUAUUCGGAAAGUGUGUGCGAAGUUCACACAUUGCGUAUUCGCUCCCGGUCAUGCAAGUUCUUUGAGGUUUUCGAUCUUCUCCAGUCGAGUAUUUAUAUGGUACCUUUAUGAUUGAAAAAUCCUAUUAAGUAUUUUCAUCGAAAGACGCGCGUUACGGUUCAUUUAGCCAUCCUAACUAGUGUAGCCUAGAUUUUAUGGCUAUUAAUUUGCAAAUUGCAGUCUGUGGUAGAGUAAUUUUGAGAGUGUGGAAAGUAUUCCGAGAUUGUUUUGGUUUUGCUUUACUUCAUUGGGUGAUUUGUCCAGAAAGCCUGCGUCCUUUUCUCAACCAAUUAGAUUAAAUAAAAAUUAAAACCAAUCGAGACUUGGCUCCACGCGGUUUCCCGCGCGUAAACCAGUUUAGUUGUUGUUACUUUGAGUUCUCGUUGGCUCGUAUUAUUUUCCUUUCCUCUAAUUCACUGUUGUUUUACUCAAUACGAUGCACUCUAAUGUGCGUCAUCUUCGUUCUCUUUUGCCGUGCUAUUACCUUGGUGAUAUUUGUUUUCAGCAUCAAAUGAUUUUUUUCGGGGUUUACAUGUUAUUAAAGGUAACUUUCUGUACUAAUGACGUAGUUCUUUAGGGUGACUCAGAAAAUCCUAGUGGCUGGUUCAGAGCAAGCCUAAUUGGUCGACAAUGAAGUGGCUCUUCACCUUCCUUGGAAUUGUUUUUAGAACUCUUCAGGAUGAUCUUACUUUUUGAUUGCAAUUCAAUAAUAUAAAAAGGAAGGCAGUGAAUUGGUGGAGACCUGUAAUCGAGUGCGUUGCUCAGAGGCUUACAGUUGCUUUAAUAACCUUGCAUGUUAGUGAUUAUUUCUCGGUGAGAAAUAAUUAAACAGAUUUUGACAAUCAUUUUACAAAGAAACACGUAAAACUGUGUAGCAUCGCUCUAUCAAAGAACCAUUUUGAGCCACCCUAGGUUUACUCGUCCACUUUAGCCCUCAGUGUGAGUGUACAAGUCAUUUAUGGUUUAUCGUACAAAACGAAGACGCCAUCUUCAGCGUUAAGAAAAUGAAGCCAAAGAAAUGUAAUAUAUUUUUAUGCAUAAUAUUUUGAUAUAUAAGAUAUUUCUGUGGUGAUUUUCGCGUAGACGAUCUGUUUUAGUUGAUUCGUAGAUUAUGGCAGAUGUAGAUGUAAUUGAAAUUUAUUAAAAUGUGGAUGAUUUUG